AUGAGUACUACAGUUGUUGAAAAUAAGAAAGACUUUUUAUCCUUCAGUGGAAGAAAAAGAGAAGUUGUUGAUGAAGAAGUUAGAAAAGCUGACUUCUCUGAAAUCCCAGUUAUUUCUUUAAAUCAAGAUAAGGAACUGUUAAUCAAAGAUUUAAAAUACGCUUGUAAAACUGUUGGUUUCUUUUAUAUCAAAGACCACGGAGUUCCUCAAGAAAGUAUUGAUAAGUUAUUAGGAGGAGCUAAAACUUUCUUUGAAUUACCAAAGGAAGAUAAGAACGAAAUUCAUUUCUCCAAAUCUAAACAUUUCCGUGGAUACGAAUCAUGUGGUGAUAACAAUACCGAAGAAGGUAAAAGACCAGAUUUGAAUGAACAAUUCAAUUGGGGUUAUGAAGCUAAACUUGAUCCUAUCAAGACUACAGAAGAGGUUGAAGAAUAUGAAAAGAAUGCUGAAAAGGACGUUAUGGCCGGUCCUAAUGUUUGGCCAGCUAAAGCUCCAGCUUUACAAACCGCUGUUGCUGAAUACUAUGGUCACGUUUUGAUAUUAGCUAGAAGAUUAGUAAAAUUAUUCGCAUUAGCUUUAGAUUUACCUGAAACUUACUUUGAUAAUCUUUUCCAAACUCCUGGUGCCAUUGGUAGAGUUUUACAUUAUUUCCCUCAAGCUUCAAAUGAUAAGAAUAUCUUAGGUAUUGGAGCUCAUACUGACAUUGAAUGUUUCACUAUUUUAUAUCAAGGGAAGGUUCCUGCUUUACAAGUUUUAAAUAAUAGAGGAGAAUGGAUUCAAGCCCCUCCAAUUGAUGGAACUUUUGUCAUUAACAUCGGUGAUAUGUUAGCUAGAUGGUCUAAUGAUGUUUUCAUUUCUACUGUUCAUAGAGUUCUCAACUUAACUGGUAAUGAGAGAUAUUCUAUUCCAGUAUUCAUUGGUACUCAAUAUGAUACUAUGAUUGAACCAUUAUAUACUUGUGUUGGAGAAGAAGGACCUAAAUAUAAGCCUAUCAGAGCUGGGGAAUAUGUUUAUAAGAGAUUAGCUUUCAGCAGACUUUCUAAGGAAGAAUAUGAGGAAAAGAUCAAGACUCUUUAG
Messenger RNA from Yamadazyma jaroonii, 1077 nucleotides. The record is from the annotation of a GenBank genome assembly. NCBI's taxonomy places the organism in Eukaryota, Fungi, Ascomycota, Pichiomycetes, Serinales, Debaryomycetaceae.